AUGAAUUAUUCAGAGAUCGAUGAAGAUGAUGAAGAUUUAUAUGAGGGUUUAGAAGGAGAUAAUUUGGACACUUUUGAGAAAAAAGUUGAAGAAAAAAAGAAGGAAGUUGAAAAGCCUAUAAAGCCAAAAGAACAAUCGUUUGAUAAGUCUCGAAGAAAUUUAUUCAAAAAAUUAUGUGGAGGAAAAGUUACCUAUACAAAAAAGGAACCUUGUUUAUUGUUUGGAGCCCCGCAAGCAACGGAAGAAGCAGCAGAUAUAAGUUUAGGAGAAGAAAAGGUAGAGUUUCUUUUACUACUAAAUUUGGUAUAUUAUAUAAAUGAUAUAAUAAUAAGAAAACAUUGUGAGAAAUUUGGAAAAGUUAAAAGGGUUUUAAUAUUAGAAGAUAAUGUAUAUUGUAAAUCUUUAGGUAUUUGUUUAGUUGAAUUUUCUUAUUUAGAUAAUACACAGAAUUAUUCUUUAUAUUUAAAAGAGAAUUUAAAAGUUACUGUUAAAAAAUUAGAUGGAUAUCUUGAAGAACAAAUAAAAAAUGAUGAAUUAUAUAAUUAUGGUGGUUAUUUAGAUUAUGAUAUUAUUGAGAAAAUAAAAAAUGAACAUAUGGAUAUAUUAAAAAAUAAAGAUAAUCUGUAUGAUACAUUAUUUAACAAAUCAUUAAAUUUAAAUAAACAUCCUUUAUUCCCUUGGUUUAAUACUAACUUAAAAGAUGUUCUAAAUACAUAUAUUAAAUCGGAAUUAAAAAAAAAAAAAAAAAAUCAAGCAAAUAAUAAUAAUAGUGAAUAUACAGAGAAACAAUAUGAAAGUAAUUCUUCCGAUUCAGAUAGUGAUAUUUCUACACAUGUUCUUAAUUAUAUUCAAAAAAAAAAUAAAUACAUUAAUUAUAAUAAUAAAACAUGA
Molecule: messenger RNA, 891 nt
Organism: Plasmodium falciparum 3D7
Lineage: Eukaryota; Apicomplexa; Aconoidasida; Haemosporida; Plasmodiidae
Product: putative RNA-binding protein
Molecular function (GO): nucleic acid binding
Source: RefSeq, a predicted model, not a curated record